Molecule: messenger RNA, 1155 nt
Organism: Grosmannia clavigera kw1407
Lineage: Eukaryota; Fungi; Ascomycota; Sordariomycetes; Ophiostomatales; Ophiostomataceae
Product: alpha beta hydrolase fold family
Exons: 3
Coding region: 1-1155 (384 amino acids)
Source: RefSeq, a predicted model, not a curated record
AUGGCCGAUGAAAUGCAUCUGUCGACGGUGGAGGAGGUGCUGAAGCAUCCGUCGUAUCCGGACGCCACGUUCAACCUGAAGCCGACGAGUAGUGGGCUGCUGCCUGUGGCUGAGGGCCGGGGAGGGCCGCUGAAAAUUGGCUGGGAGAUCCACGGCUCGGGGCCGAUUCGCAUGGUGUUCAUCAUGGGACUCGGCUCGUUCAAGUCAUCGUGGCAGCGCCAGACGCUGUACUUUGGGCACGAGCGCCACGCGGACUUUUCCGUGCUGCUAGUGGACAACCGCGGCAUGGGCGACUCGGACAAGCCGCUGAUGCGGUAUUCGACGAGCGAGAUGGCCCUGGACGUGGUGGAGGUGCUGGAGCACGUCGGCUUCGUGGAGCGGACGCCGGCCGGAAGUGAAAGUGCUGCCGGGCUCGCUUUUACGCCGGCAAGCCAGCGAGCCGUUCACGUGAUCGGAGUCUCGAUGGGCGGCAUGAUUGCGCAGGAGCUGGCGUGCAUGGCGCCGACGAUUGUGGCGUCGCUGUCGCUGUGCUGUACGGCGGCCGCGAUUGAGAACACGUCGCCGACGAUCUGGCAGAACCUUGCCAGCCGCGCGGCCCUGAUCGUUCCCAAGGGCGUCGAGGAGAGCGUCCGGGGCGCGGCCGGACGCAUCUUUGCCCACGACUGGCUACCGCAGCCGGACAACGUGCAGCUGCCGAAGCGGGGAACACAUCUGGUCGGACCGCCGCAGCGAGGGUGCCAUGGGGACCAGAAGCAGCAGGACGACACGGACGACAAGGACGACCCUUGGUAUCGCCUCUUCGAUAACAACUACCAGCGCUUCGUUGCCCAGGAGAUGCACAAGCGGCUCGACCCGCGCUUCUCUACGGCCGGCUUCCUCAUGCAGCUCAUCGCCUGCGGCUGGCACCACAAGUCUCCGCAGCAGCUGGUCACCAUGGCCGAUCAAAUCGGCCGCGACCGCAUCUUGGUCCUUCACGGCACCGCCGACCACAUGAUCUCGCUGCCCCAUGGCCGCAAGCUGAUCGAGUACAUCCAGCCGGGCGCCGCACACAUUAUCGAGGGCAUGGGCCACGCCCCCCUCGCCGAGCGCUGCACCUGGUACAACAACCUCUUGGAGGAGCGGGCACGGGCGGGCGAGAAGUUGGCGGGACGAUGA